AUGGCCUCCCUCUCGAGAGGCCUCGGCCUCCGGCUCUCCCUCCUGGCCCCGAGAGCCCCCCUCUGCGCGGCGCAACAACCCCUCCAGCCCUUCUCGCAGCGCCUCUUCAGCUCCCUCAGCCCCCUGCGAUACGCCGCGAAACCCCCCUCGAAGUCCUCCUCCGCCUCCCGCAUAGCGGCAAGCGUGCCUCGCGCCGCAGCCGUCCCGAAACCCCCGACCGCGAAGCCGACCACCGCGCGCCCGACAAAGCCCGCCUCCCCCGCGAUAUCCUCCGCCGGCUCGGCCUACGCCCUGAUAACCCAGCUCGCGCAGCGCAGCCAGCCGACGGUGCUGUACGAGGCCGUGUCGCACUUCUGGAUGAAGUUCUCGGCCUGGACGGCCAUGCUCAUGUUCUACUCGUACGCCGGCAUCAACUACUACACCAUGCUCCUCCACCCGCCCGAGGACAUCGCCGCCUGGGUCCCGCACGCCUUCGCCGUCAUCUGCCUCGCCAUGGCCGGCUUCGGCUCUUACUUCUUCUACAACACCCACAACAUCGUCAAGCUCAUCCGCGCCGUCCCGACGGCCUCCCUCGCGCCCUCGGCCCGCGGCGUGGCCCCCGGCGCCGCGCUCAACCCCAAGACGACGCCCAUCCACCUCGAAAUCACCUGCAAGCGCAUGCUGCCCGGCCGCGCCAAGGUGCUCGUCGUCCCGCCCGAGCGCGUCUCGAUGCCCGGCCGCAUCGUCACGCAGGCGGCGCAGACGUCGUACGUCUCGCCGGCGCAGGAGCGCGCCGCGUCGCGCCAGAAGCAGAUCAAGGCGCGGGCCGAGUGGGAGUACGACAGGAACCACCUCAUGACGGUGCCGUUCCGCCACGCGGGCAAGGGCUUCAAGGCCGCGUGGUACGGCAUCCGCAGGGCCGUGACCAAGGAGGGGUUCAUGAAGAUGGAGGUCGGCGGCCAGAAGCUCAAGCUGGACGUCGCUUCCGGGUGGGCGCUGGACGACGGGCGCGCGAUUGACCGGCUGGUCAAGAUCGGGGCCUGA
This is a messenger RNA of Colletotrichum spaethianum, 1023 nucleotides long. RefSeq lists its product as uncharacterized. Bases 1 to 1023 code for a protein of 340 amino acids. The record is from RefSeq and is a predicted model, not a curated record. NCBI's taxonomy places the organism in Eukaryota, Fungi, Ascomycota, Sordariomycetes, Glomerellales, Glomerellaceae. The transcript has a single exon.